Aspergillus neoniger CBS 115656 is the source of this 471-nucleotide messenger RNA. RefSeq lists its product as uncharacterized. The coding region runs from base 1 to 471 and encodes 156 amino acids. NCBI's taxonomy places the organism in Eukaryota, Fungi, Ascomycota, Eurotiomycetes, Eurotiales, Aspergillaceae. The record is from RefSeq and is a predicted model, not a curated record. The transcript is spliced from 2 exons.
AUGUCACCAGAGGAACAUGCGCGUGUCAUUGCUGACUUCACCUCUCCAGGUACAGGUGUGGCUGUUUUACUAACGACAUUUGCGACCGGUGCGGUGGGCCUGAACCUCCAGACGGAGUGCUCCCGGAUCAUAGUAGCGGAACCAGGGAAGAACCUGAACGCCAUCAUACAAGCAUUGGGGAGGGCCCACCGCACCGGGCAGAAACAAAAACAAAAAGCCUGGAUCCUAACCCAGCAACGAUCCAUCAACAUGUUUGUUGAGUCCCGGAACAUGAUGAAAGCCCUCCCACAAAUCGCUGCAGAUUUACACCACCAAUUGAAGGGAGUCAUCAAUAAUCUGGAAGGAAUUGAUCAAAGAGGCAGCGGCACAGAAGCUCACAGAAAGCCUGGGACAAAUAACGCCAUGCACAGACAUGGCAAAUCUAGACUUCUUUCUCGAAAAUAUGACUACUCCGGAAACUGCACACAGUAG